AAGCCAGCUUAUUCAGAUCCUUGUCGUUCAGCAAUGUUAAGUGGUUCUGAGGGAACUCUUGCACAACUCCUCUCCAUUUCUAAGGAAGAAAAUAAGACAUUACGUCUUGACUGCACUGAACUUCGAUGUAAGCUUCAUGAUGCACAGGCAGACAUUAAGGUUUUGCGAGAAGAGAUGCAACGCUUACGAGGAACAGCUGAAGGAAGACGACGAAGCCUUGCUGUCACUGCAAAUAGCCAGCUUGCUCAUCAGGAGCGGGAGCAAUUCAUAUCUCAGAUGGAAUCUCUAAGCUCAAAGUGUCAAGCUCUUGAGGGUGAUGUACGUGGCCUGGUAGAAGAAAGGGAAGAAUUGGUAAGAGAACUAGAUGCUUCAAGCCAUAAAAUACAUCGCCUCAAUUACAUUCUCAAUACUCUUCUUUCAAAUACCUCAACAAAUGAUAUACAAGGAAAAAGGAUUGUUGAUCUUGACUCCAUCAUCACUGAAAACAGGUAUUUGCAGGAAAGAUUGAAGCAAACAGAGGAAGAAAAGAAUCUUAUCAGGAGUAAUGCUUCAAAAUACAAGAAUGCACUUGAAAAGUGCAGAACUCAAGGCACAAUCAAGUUAGGCACUCCUGAGAACCUUAUUGUAACACCUAAACAAGUUGGAGAGCUUCUCCGUGAUUACCGAGGUGAAGUAGGUGGAGCAGCAGAAACCGAUUUGAAAUCCCUGUGUGUUGCCCUUGUAGAUGCACUCAAUCAGCGUUCCCGGGCAUUACGUACACAGCGUUCAGCAAACAAGGUUUUGGCAAGUCGAGUCUCUGAGCUGGAAAGAAGACUCUCAGAUUUUGGAAGUUUGGACAACACGAAAUCUGAUGGUUUAAAUAAAGGAAAUGAUAGUUCAGAACCCCAAAUAUCUUCACUUACCCUUAUGGAAGGGUAUAUUCCUCCAUCUGGACCAUUACCAAAGUACUCAGAAGAAAUGCUCAUGAAAGAUCCACGUUUACAUCAUUUGUUAAAUAAUGGUGUUGGAAUGGAUGAGAUGGCUUUGAAAAAUGAUGUUAUUGAAGAGGAAAAAGGUACAAACACUGCAGUAAAAGGUACAAACACUGUAGAAAAUAUGGAAAAAACUGAGCAGAGUCAUCACAAAAACUGUUCUGGUAAAAGUGACCUUCAGAAUACUAUGCCAAAAACUUGUAGUGCUGCUUCUAUUCAGGGAAAUAAAUCUCAAGGGAAAUUACAAGAGACUGCAGAAAAUAAAAGAGCUAAUGGUGUCCCAGUGUUUGAAGAUACAUCCUGCAAACCACCUGUGCAAAAACACACUACAGUGGCAAAUCAAGCUGUAGAUGAAUGUGAAAAAAAUGGCACAGAAACCAUGUCACUAGCUACCAAUGGGAAACCAUCAGAUGGUGUGAAAAAAGGUUCUGUUAAAAACAGAGUUGAUUUAAGUAAUACAAAUUCUCAGAUCAUGCAGACAAAAGUAGAGCAAAGUAAAAAAUCAUCUACCAAAGAAGUUACUAAAUUCAAUGCAAAACUGGAAAAGGUUUCCACUUACGUGAAUCCAGAAGAUGAGCUUGAGGAAAUAGUUCCAAUUGAUAAGUUAGAUUUUUACAUAAAGGAAGUACAGAUGAAGAGAAAGAGUAUGGUGAAAACAUCUGAAGAUGACGAUAAGAGUGAAAAAAGGAAACAAAAAAUUGACAAGGCUCCAGAAAUGCAUAACAAAGGAGGAGAAACAGAAAAGCCACUGCCAAAAGAGAAGACUCCCAUUGAGGAAGUAUCUGAGGAUCAGUCAAGUACCUUGCCAGAUAUUCCAGAUAGUAAUGAUGACAACGAUGAAAGUAGUUUUGAUCUUGAUAUAAGUGACUAUGAUAGUGAUAAUGACAACUUAGACUUGGCCCUCCAAGAUUGGCAAAAUGAUUUUGACAAAUACUGCCCAGGGAAGAAAGAUAAGACAAAGAAAAAAUCAAAAGAGCCAUCAAAGAAACCAAGUGGGAAAGAAAAGUUUCACUUCUGGAGUAAAGAUAAAUCUCAAGAACCCAAACUAUCACCUGCCUUACAAGAGUUUUUCAAUAAAGCUACAGCAGAAGUAGAAGGUGAAGGAAUGUAGCUAACUUGGAGCUGCUCAGUAUCCAUACAAUUUAAAAAACCUCAUGUUUUCCUUUUAAAUUAUUAUAUAAGUAAGUACGAACUUUGUAUUUGUGGAGCAUAAAGAUUAUUUUAAAAUUAAUAUAUUUUGCAGUAAUAUUUUAGUAGGAGUUGGUCUAGUGAUUUGUAUAUAUGCACUGAAAACUACUUAAUAAUUACAUAGCUGUACAUAUUCAACAAGUUUUCAGAGAUUUCCCUCUUCAUGAAUUGCCUUAUCUCCAUACAGUAUUCAUUAUUUAGAAGCUUGAUUAAGUUUGAUUAGAAAAUAAAUGGUUAUACAAUGGAAAA
This is a messenger RNA of Macrobrachium nipponense, 2408 nucleotides long. RefSeq names its product golgin subfamily B member 1-like. NCBI's taxonomy places the organism in Eukaryota, Metazoa, Arthropoda, Malacostraca, Decapoda, Palaemonidae. The record is from RefSeq and is a predicted model, not a curated record.